Molecule: messenger RNA, 696 nt
Organism: Penicillium verhagenii
Lineage: Eukaryota; Fungi; Ascomycota; Eurotiomycetes; Eurotiales; Aspergillaceae
Product: MAGE domain-containing protein
Exons: 1
Coding region: 1-696 (231 amino acids)
Biological process (GO): DNA repair
Cellular component (GO): nucleus
Source: RefSeq, a predicted model, not a curated record
AUGGUUGAUAUCAGGGCCAAUAGUGCGCACACAUCGACCAGUAUAGACUCUCUGGUCAAGAAGAUGGUAAACCUUGCUCUCGCAAAAGAACACAAGCGCCUCCCGAUCAAACGCGAAGAUAUCACUUCAAAAGUCCUCGUCCACCAGGAAAGACGCAUGUUCAAGACCGUUUUCCAACACGCACAGCUCAAACUGAUGGAUGUAUUUGGAAUGGAAAUGACGGAGCUCCCUCCAAAACAAGACAUAACCACUUCCCAGCGGAGAGCCACCCAAAAAAUCAAGAAACACUCAACCAGGAAGUCCUGGAUCCUAUCUACCACCCUACCACCCAAGUACCGCACCCCAUCUAUCCUGAUCCCCACCAAAGCCCCCUCGGCCAACGAAGAAGCCAUAUACACGGGGCUCUACACUUUCAUUAUUGCCGUCAUCACGUUGAACGGGCCCUCGCUAAACGAAGACAAACUCAUGCGUUACCUUAAACGCGCAAAAGCCGACGUGCAUACGCCCAUCGACAGAACAGAUAAGCUCAUCAAUCGACUGUGCAGAGAUCGCUACCUCGUCCGCACGCGGGAGGUCGACGAAAAUGAAGACGUCGUCCUGUACAUGGUCGGGCCUCGGGGCAGAAUCGAAGUCGGAUCUAAGGGCGUGGACGGGCUGGUAGAGGAGGUUUUCCGUUCUCCGCCUCCGAGUCCAUAA